Molecule: messenger RNA, 3916 nt
Organism: Vitis riparia (riverbank grape)
Lineage: Eukaryota; Viridiplantae; Streptophyta; Magnoliopsida; Vitales; Vitaceae
Product: FACT complex subunit SPT16-like
Biological process (GO): positive regulation of transcription elongation by RNA polymerase II; transcription elongation by RNA polymerase II
Cellular component (GO): FACT complex
Molecular function (GO): nucleosome binding
Source: RefSeq, a predicted model, not a curated record
UUAGCUUCGUUCGAUCUUCGCCAUUGUCUACUCCUCCAAUUCUCAACAGUUCUCUCAGUUUCUCUCAAAAUCUUCGAUUUUCUCUUCGUGUUUCUUCGAUUUCCCUCUUUCAUUUAUCAAAUGUUUUCUCUUUCGUUGUCUUUAGAGUCACUUUUUUUAUCCAGUUUUUCUCCCUUCACCUUCUCCCAUUUGUGAAGUUCGCCAAACCCUAACCCUAAGUUUUUAUUUUUCGAUCAGUUUUAGAGUCCCAAAGGCUCGAGAAAAGCGGUAACUAAUUCCACAAUCUUGGGGCUUUUUAGUGGGAAUGUGAGCGUGUUUUGGUGGCAGAAAUGGUGGAUCAAGAGCAAAGAUGAAGAAUUGAUUGGGAAUCGUUUUGUGGAUUCGUUUAUGUUUAUGCUGAUCCAAGUACACAAAGUGUUGAAGCCCUGUGUUUGAACCGUUGUCAAUGGCUGAACAUCGAAAUGGUAAUGCCAAACCUUCAGAUGGCAAGGCAUCGGGAGCCGCCAGUCCUUAUGCUAUCAAUCUGGAUAACUUCACUAAACGGUUGAAAACUUUGUAUUCACAUUGGAAAGAACACAGUAGUGAUCUUUGGGGUUCUUCUGAUGCUCUUGCAAUAGCAACACCUCCAGCUUCGGAUGAUCUUCGGUACCUAAAAUCCUCGGCACUGAACAUUUGGUUGCUUGGUUAUGAGUUCCCAGAGACAAUAAUGGUUUUCAUGAAGAAACAAAUUCAUUUCUUGUGUAGCCAGAAAAAGGCCUCUCUGCUUGAAGUUGUGAGAAAAUCUGCCAAGGAGGCUGUUGGUGUGGAAGUUGUCAUGCAUGUGAAGGCCAAAAGUGAUGAUGGAACUGGACUAAUGGAUGCUAUAUUCCGUGCUGUUCGCACAAAUUCCAGUUCUCAUGAUACUCCUGUGGUUGGACACAUAGGAAGGGAGGCUCCAGAAGGGAAACUUUUGGAGAUGUGGACUGAGAAAUUAAAAAAUGCAGAUUUCCAGCUCAGUGAUAUAACAAAUGGGUUUUCAGAUCUGUUUGCUAUGAAGGACAGCACUGAGCUAACAAAUGUGAAGAAAGCUGCAUUCUUGACUUCAUCAGUCAUGAAGCAUUUUGUGGUCCCAAAGCUUGAAAAGGUCAUUGAUGAGGAAAAGGUUUCCCAUUCUUCAUUAAUGGAUGACACGGAGAAGGCUAUAUUGGAACCUGCAAGAGUUAAGGUGAAGCUGAAAGCUGAGAAUGUUGAUAUUUGUUACCCUCCAAUUUUUCAGAGUGGUGGGGAGUUUGAUCUCAGGCCAAGUGCUUCAAGCAAUGAUGAGAAUCUUUACUAUGACUCAACUAGUGUGAUCAUUUGUGCCAUUGGUUCCCGCUACAAUAGCUAUUGCUCUAAUGUUGCUCGGACCUUCUUGAUUGAUGCAAAUGCUAUGCAGAGCAAGGCAUAUGAGGUCCUCCUUAAAGCCCAUGAAGCAGCAAUUGGUGCCUUGAAACCUGGGAACAAAGUCAGUGCUGCAUACCAAGCAGCACUUGCAGUGGUUGAGAAGGAUGCUCCUGAAUUGGUUUCCAACUUGACAAAAUCUGCAGGAACUGGAAUUGGCCUUGAGUUCCGUGAAUCAGGAUUGAAUCUUAAUGCCAAGAAUGACCGGGUAUUAAAACCAGGCAUGGUUUUCAACGUGUCUCUGGGAUUUCAGAACUUGCAGACAGACACCAACAAUCCAAAGACCCAGAAAUUUUCUGUGCUGCUUGCAGAUUCUGUUAUUGUUGGUGAAAAAGGCCCAGAAGUUGUGACUUCUAUAAGUUCCAAAGCAGUGAAGGAUGUAGCAUACUCAUUCAAUGAGGAUGAUGAUGAAGAAGAAGAAGAGAGGCCAAAAGUCAAACCUGAGGCUAAUGGUGGUGAGGCCGUAUCAUCUAAGGCAACACUUAGGUCUGAUAACCAGGAGAUGUCAAAGGAGGAGCUGCGGAGGCAGCACCAGGCUGAACUUGCCCGCCAGAAGAAUGAAGAAACUGCUAGGAGGCUUGCAGGUGGAGGUUCUGGGGCAGGGGAUAAUCGAGGUGCAGUGAAGGCCACUGGAGAUUUGAUUGCAUAUAAGAAUGUCAAUGAUCUACCCCCUCCAAAAGAAUUGAUGAUUCAGGUUGACCAGAAGAACGAAGCCAUCCUCUUGCCAAUUUAUGGAAGCAUGGUGCCUUUCCAUGUUGCAACUGUGAAGAGUGUCUCCAGCCAGCAGGACACUAAUCGAACAUGUUAUAUCCGAAUAAUCUUCAAUGUACCUGGCACCCCUUUCAGUCCUCAUGACUCCAACUCCAUGAAGUUUCAAGGGUCAAUUUAUCUCAAGGAGGUUUCAUUUCGCUCCAAGGACCCUAGGCACAUAAGUGAAGUGGUUCAGCAGAUUAAAACCCUCCGCCGGCAGGUUGCCUCCAGGGAAUCUGAAAGGGCUGAGAGAGCAACGUUAGUUACCCAAGAGAAGCUGCAACUUGCAGGGACCAGAUUCAAGCCAAUAAGAUUGUCUGAUCUUUGGAUCCGCCCCUCUUUUGGUGGUCGUGGAAGGAAGCUAACUGGUUCACUAGAAUCCCACACAAAUGGGUUCCGAUAUUCUACCUCAAGGCCUGAUGAACGUGUGGACAUUAUGUACGGUAACAUCAAACAUGCAUUCUUCCAGCCAGCAGAGAAGGAAAUGAUCACUCUCCUGCACUUCCAUCUCCACAAUCACAUCAUGGUGGGAAACAAGAAAACCAAAGAUGUGCAAUUCUUUGUUGAGGUGAUGGAUGUGGUCCAGACACUGGGAGGUGGAAAGAGAUCAGCCUAUGACCCGGAUGAGAUUGAGGAAGAGCAGCGGGAGAGGGAUCGAAAAAAUAAAAUUAACAUGGACUUCCAAAACUUUGUGAACCGGGUUAACGAUCUAUGGGGGCAACCACAAUUUAAAGGGCUUGACCUUGAGUUUGAUCAGCCUCUUAGAGAGCUUGGCUUCCAUGGGGUACCUCACAAAGCCUCGGCUUUUAUUGUCCCAACUUCUAGCUGUCUGGUUGAGCUGAUUGAGACACCCUUCCUUGUAAUCACCCUAAGCGAGAUUGAGAUAGUUAACCUGGAGAGAGUUGGUCUCGGGCAAAAGAAUUUUGAUAUGACAAUUGUUUUCAAGGACUUCAAGAGGGAUGUACUUAGGAUUGACUCAAUCCCUUCCACAUCACUAGAUGGCAUCAAGGAGUGGCUCGACACAACUGAUCUCAAAUAUUACGAGAGCAGGUUGAAUCUGAACUGGCGACCUAUACUGAAGACUAUAACUGAAGAUCCAGAAAAGUUCAUUGAGGAUGGCGGAUGGGAAUUUUUGAACUUGGAAGUUAGUGAUUCAGAUUCCGAGAACUCACAGGAGUCCGACCAAGGGUAUGAGCCUUCAGAUGUGCAGUCAGACACAGGAUCAGAAGAGGAGGCUGAUGACAGUGAGUCAUUGGUGGAAUCCGAGGAUGAUGAUGAGGAGGACUCAGACGGAGACUCAGAGGAGGAGCAGGGAAAGACAUGGGAAGAGUUGGAGAGGGAAGCAAGCAAUGCUGAUCGAGAGAAAGGGGACGAAUCUGACAGUGAAGAGGAGAGAAAGAGGAGGAAGAUGAAAGCCUUUGGGAAGGCUCGGGUACCAGAAAAGAGAAGCACCAGGGGCAGUCUUCCCAAGAGACCCAAAUUGAGGUAAAUUGCAGGGCAUUUUGCCUACUUCCCUCAAGUCUUAACCAAGCACAGCAGCAGUAGCAGCAGCUCAGAUGUAGUAUAACAUAGUAUGGUACAUGCCUCUUCGCCCCAAAGGUAUAUCAAAAAGGCUCAUUGUACUUCUGUUUCCUUGUUUUCAAUUUUUCCUUGUGUGCUAAGAAGUCUGGGUAAGUUAAAACCUCUUUGUUUGUAAAUUGCUGGAAAUUAAGUUUUAUUUAAAGGUUCCUAUCCAUAUCUUUCAGAA